This is a messenger RNA of Laccaria bicolor S238N-H82, 528 nucleotides long. RefSeq lists its product as uncharacterized. The record is from RefSeq and is a predicted model, not a curated record. The coding region runs from base 1 to 528 and encodes 175 amino acids. NCBI's taxonomy places the organism in Eukaryota, Fungi, Basidiomycota, Agaricomycetes, Agaricales, Hydnangiaceae. The transcript has 2 exons.
AUGCUUCAGCACCGCGCAAUAGGCACUCUGGUUUUGCCGAGUCCCUACGCGGGUGUUUGCUUUGGCGCUGCUGCGGGGUUGGGGCGUUCUUGCCAGGUGGGAGCCAGAGGGACAGUCUUUCAAGGCUGCCGGUGCCCGGCGCCUGGAGGCCCGAACUACUUUCACCGCAAUGAACUUCUCUGGGCAGUUGUUUCCCCAGCAGCUCACGCGUACAAGCUACUCAUCGGCACAUAUGGCACGCCUGAAUCAGUAGGCAUCCCAGCGAGGGAAGGCGUUUUCAAACAAUUUUGCGAUGAUCUACGAGUGCAAAUCCUUGGUCAGCACUUUGGCUCACUGAUCAACGCGUAUCGUUGUGUUCAGAAGGACCUCGAUAAGGCCAUUGAAGUUUUGUACCAAUACCCUAAUACGGCCCAGCACUUGUCGAUGCAGUUGUAUUUGAGGCUUUUAUCAACGCUCUCGUGGCCCACCGCCGGACGGACUUCAUGCCGGAAUACAUCUUCAAGAUGGCGGCUGUGGGUGCGCACAUAG